AGAGAGUGAUCCGUCAGCCGGCCUCUUCACUCCCCGAUCCCCUCCCACUCCGUUACACACCUUCACUCAAUCGACAAUCGCUCCUCCGUUUCACACCUAGUGCGCUCAUAAAGCCUGCUGGAAACCUCUCCAACCAAAUCUUCUUGCAGAUCACAGUAUGGUGAAGGACACCAAGUUCUACGAUAUCCUAGGCGUUCCGCCGGAUGCGAGCGAGUCACAGCUGAAGUCUGCGUAUAAAAAGGGAGCCCUGAAAUGGCAUCCAGACAAGAACGCACACAACCCCGAGGCCGCAGAGAAGUUCAAAGACCUAUCGCACGCAUAUGAAAUCCUUUCGGACCCUCAGAAGCGUCAAAUAUACGACCAAUAUGGCGAGGAAGGCCUGGAGCAAGGUGGAAUGGGCGGCGGCGGCAUGGCCGCUGAGGAUAUCUUCGCACAGUUCUUUGGAGGCGGUGGUGGCCCGUUUGGCGGCAUGUUUGGGGGAGGUAUGCGCGAAACGGGACCAAAGAAGGCACGCACCAUCUCCCACGUCCACAAGGUUUCGUUGGAGGACAUCUACCGUGGAAAGGUGUCAAAGCUUGCUCUCCAGAAAUCCGUCAUUUGCCCCAAGUGCGAUGGCCGCGGCGGUAAGGAGGGUGCUGUGAAGAAGUGCGCUGGCUGCGAUGGCCGUGGUAUGAAGACUAUGAUGCGCCAGAUGGGUCCCAUGAUUCAGCGGUUCCAGACGGUCUGCUCCGACUGCCAGGGAGAGGGUGAGAUCAUCCGGGAUCGCGACCGAUGCAAGCAGUGCAACGGCAAGAAGACCGUUAUCGAGAGGAAAGUUCUCCACGUCCAUGUCGACCGUGGUGUUAAGAGCGGCCACAAGAUCGAGUUCAGGGGCGAGGGUGAUCAAUUACCAGGCGUCGAGCCCGGAGACGUCGUCUUCGAGAUUGAACAGAAGCCGCACCCGCGAUUCCAGCGCAAGGACGACGACCUCUUCUAUCAAGCCGAGAUUGACCUCUUUACCGCCCUUGCCGGUGGCCAGAUUCACAUCGAGCAUCUCGACGACCGGUGGUUGACGGUUGACAUUGCGCCGGGCGAGUGCAUCAGCCCAGGCGAGGUUAAAGUGAUCCGCGGCCAAGGUAUGCCCUCAUACCGGCACCACGACUUCGGAAACCUCUACAUCCAGUUCGACGUCAGGUUCCCAGAACGCAUCACAGGCGACGACGAGGGCGGCCCUAUGACACAAGAGCAAAUCGAUGCAUUGGCAAAGGUUCUUCCGAGACAGACCAUACCCGGACCGGUACCUCCUCCAGAUGCCAUGAUCGAGGACUUCACGCUAGACGACGUCGACCCGACGAGGGAGCAUGCCCGUGCUCGCGGCAUGGCUGGUAUGGAAGAUGAAGACGACGAUAUGCAUCCUGGUGCCGAGCGCGUGCAGUGCGCAUCACAGUAAAGGGGAUCAUGAUGAUGAAGUUACGAAGGAACGACGCAAUAUGAAAGCGUGGGCUUCAAUACUCGUUACCAACGGGCUGGAGGCAUGCAUAUCCGCAUCGACCUCGGCCUGGCUUUCACGUGUUGAACUUGGAUUCUCGUUCU
Molecule: messenger RNA, 1572 nt
Organism: Westerdykella ornata
Lineage: Eukaryota; Fungi; Ascomycota; Dothideomycetes; Pleosporales; Sporormiaceae
Product: DnaJ-domain-containing protein
Exons: 4
Coding region: 158-1429 (423 amino acids)
Biological process (GO): response to heat; protein refolding
Cellular component (GO): cytosol; cytoplasm; nucleus
Molecular function (GO): Hsp70 protein binding; ATP binding
Source: RefSeq, a predicted model, not a curated record